Messenger RNA from Alternaria arborescens, 1278 nucleotides. RefSeq lists its product as hypothetical. The transcript has 2 exons. Bases 1 to 1278 code for a protein of 425 amino acids. The record is from RefSeq and is a predicted model, not a curated record. Lineage: Eukaryota; Fungi; Ascomycota; Dothideomycetes; Pleosporales; Pleosporaceae.
AUGGGCGAUCGCGUAACAUUAGCGCAAAAGCUUGUCGACAGUUAUCGUACAAAGGCCAUCGAGCUUUUGGUGGAUUACCUCCAGAACAAGGAUAUUCGCACAGACGCCGAGCAGUACAUAGGGCAACACGAUCCUUCCCCAGCAAGGCUUGAUACGACAUUUGAGCAGCACCAUGGGCCCUUGCCGACACGUUCGCACCAUCGUAACGUCUCUCAACCCUCAGGAGCGGCCCGACAGAACAUCUCGAAUGCCAAGCACAGCUUGGACACUCCAUCCAACAGCGCAGGCUCAGUCAAGUCGCAUGCUUCCAGCAAGGCUGCUGCGGGCAUAGAAAAGAUAUUAUUUCUAUCAGGCGACGACGAAGGCACAGAUGUACCAGUAUUUUCCAGGCGCGCGACAGGGAAAUACAACUUGAUCAAAGACCAAGUCGCAUACGGUCGCGGCCUAGGUGCAGGUAAAUUUGUGGUGGAUGAGUCGGUGGUGCCUGUGCAUCACUCAUCCGGUCGCCAGACAUGGGAAAAUGUGAGGUUCGCCGUCAACCUCACCUGGCACCGUCCCAAUGACUGGUCUACAAAUGUGGACACGUUCUACAUCGUCCCAGCGAGAUCGCUCGACUGCGAUGUCAUUUGGGGAUCCGAUGGAGCUAUGGAACCCCAGUUUCCCUCAGACGUUCAAGAUGCACAAUCACCGCAAGCGCGCUAUCCACAACCCUUUGGAAGAGUAGAAGAACUCGACCCAACACCACCUCCACAUGCGCCUACGGCGCCCUUGUAUGCCUAUCAACAAUCCUCUCUACCACCGCCUGCUGUCCAACGGACAUACGAACGUGUGCAGGCCAUGCGCGACAAUCAACGUAUGCACACGGCUGACCCAUCUACUUCGGCUACUCAGCCGAAGCAUGUAGACCGUGGUCAGCCAACACAAACGAUUACCCCCCUUGCAACUCAAGAGGGCUCAAACGGCCAACUUUAUGUAAUCGGUUUGUGGGACAAAACACCAAUAAAGAUGUCGUUCGAUCCAAGCGAUACGGGAGAAGCCUUUUACCAAGCCUUUCAUCAAUGGGCCGUAAAACGAAAAAAUGUGGAUGAUCUUGAUCGACAGGGAGUGACGCUGAUGCUCAAGGCAAACAAGAACGCGCCCGACGAUGAAGCUUACGAACUCGGUCUCGAGGAAAGUGAACUAGAGAUGCUCUGGGAGACAGCUGUGGAAUGGAUACAGGAGAACAAAAAUCCAAAGGCACCACAUCUCUUCGCGACAGUAAAAUUCGAAGCGCGAUGA